UGGCGCUGAACUCAGAAUAGAAAGGGGUGCCGUUCCCAGCCUCGUGGAGUCCCCGAAGAAAAGGGCCCACGUCCGUCAGGAGGCUCGCGCUAACUCGUGCGGGUGACUGCCACAUCCCGGGUGUGGGAAAAUGCAUUCUUUUGUUGUUGGCGGAGACAGGCCCCUUCCGCAGCUCCCGGGCCAAGGCUAGCCAACGACCUGGAGAAACAGAGUGGAAAAUGCAAAACAACGAAAUCAUUAAACCUGCCAAGUACUUCUCAGAGUUGGAGAAGAGCAUCCUGCUUGCCUUAGUAGAGAAGUACAAAUAUGUGCUGGAAUGCAAGAAGAGCGACGCGCGGACUAUUGCCCUCAAGCAGCGGACCUGGCAGGCCUUGGCCCACGAGUACAACUCGCAGCCCAGCGUAUCGCUGCGGGACUUCAAACAGCUGAAGAAGUGUUGGGAGAACAUCAAAGCUCGGACCAAAAAAAUUAUGGCCCACGAGAGGAGGGAGAAAGUGAAGCGCAGCGGGAGCCCACUGCUGAGCAGCCACGUCCUGGACAAGGAGAAGAUCAGCAGCAUGCUGCCGGAGCAGCUCUACUUCCUUCAGAGCCCACCGGAGGAGGAGCCCGAGUACCACCAGGACGCGGCCGCUCAAGAAUUAAAUCUGAGAGAAUCUGACAUCAGAGUGUGUGAUGAAUCUUCGUGUAAAUAUGGAGGUGUCUGCAAAGAAGAUGGAGACGGUUUGAAAUGUGCAUGCCAGUUUCAGUGCCAUACAAAUUACAUUCCUGUCUGUGGAUCAAACGGGGACACUUACCAGAAUGAGUGUUUUCUCAGGAGGGCUGCUUGCAAGCACCAGAAAGACAUAACAGUGGUGGCACGUGGACCUUGCUAUUCUGAUAACGGCUCUGGAUCUGGAGAAGGAGAGGAGGAAGGCUCAGGAGCAGGGGCUCACAGGAAACAUUCCAAGUGUGGACCGUGCAAGUACAAGGCUGAGUGUGACGAGGAUGCGGAAAAUGUUGGGUGUGUGUGUAACAUAGACUGCAGUGGGUACAGCUUUAACCCCGUGUGCGCUUCUGAUGGGAGUUCCUAUAACAACCCCUGUUUCGUUCGAGAAGCAUCUUGUAUAAAGCAAGAGCAGAUCGACAUAAGGCACCUUGGCCACUGCACAGACACAGACGAUGCAAGUUUGUUGGGGAAGAAGGAUGACGGGCUGCAGUACCGGCCAGAUGUGAAAGAUGCAGGUGAUCAAAGGGAAGAUGUUUAUAUCGGAAGCCACAUGCCUUGCCCUGAAAACCUGAAUGGGUACUGCAUCCACGGGAAAUGUGAAUUCAUCUACUCUACUCAGAAGGCCUCUUGUAGAUGCGAAUCUGGUUAUACUGGACAGCACUGUGAGAAGACGGACUUUAGUAUUCUCUAUGUAGUACCAAGUAGGCAGAAGCUCACCCAUGUUCUUAUCGCAGCCAUUAUUGGAGCAGUCCAGAUCGCCAUUAUAGUAGCAAUCGUCAUGUGCAUAACAAGAAAAUGCCCCAAGAACAAUAGAGGACGACGGCAGAAGCAAAACCUAGGUCAUUUUACUUCAGAUACUUCAUCCAGAAUGGUUUGAGCUGCUGACUUUUAUAUGCACACUGACCACGUGAUGUACAUUUAUUAUGUCUUUUUUUAAAGAAUGGAAAUAUUUAUUUCAGAGGCCUUAUUUUUGGACAUUUUUAGUGUAGUACUGUUGGCUCGUAUUUAGAAUAUUUAGCUACAACAGUUUUUGACUGUUUAGUAGUCUCUGUUUUAUGUUUUUAAAUACGGAAAUUGGCUUCACGAAUUUGUAACACAUGGUAAUACUAAGACUUGUUCUUUAUCCAUGGAAUGUAAUAUUUUUGCAGAGACGGAUGGACCCACUUCAUGGUGGUUAUAAAGUCAUACUUCUUCCCCAAUGACCACAGCAAAUGACAAAGCAUGAACUAAAAGUAAAGAUGUUUACAGAUUACUUUUCUUACAGAAAGAAAAUCUAGAGGACACUGUGUUUAAAUAGAUAUUUAAAUGUUUUUGAGAUUUAGUACCUGAUUUUUUUAGACACUUCCCCUAUUGCAUGAGCUGCAAAGCUGUGUGUGUGUUAGAUGUAACAUAUUUAUAAGCUGUAUGAACUGGAAUGGACAGUUUCUCUCUUUGAAGAAAUAAUCCUAAUAAUUUUAAAAGGUAUCUGGGAAUUAAUGAUGGAACAGAUCACCGAAAAUAGAUUUAGAUAUUGUCAAGAUAGGGUAUUUAAUGAGCAGAUUGGAAUAAAACCUACGGUAUCAGUUAAACUACUUUAAUACAUAUUCAUUUUUAAACAUUGUAUUUGUUUUAAUAUAAGUGUACAAAUUGUAUCAGUGUUUGUGAAUACAGUGCAGAACUAAUUGUUAAUGAUUGGUGCUCUGAAAGUGAGCUUAAAAAUGACCUAAGACCUCUAAUUCAAAUCUGUCCUGUUGUAGCUGUAUUAAUAGACGAUUGAUGUUUAAGUCUGAACUGUGAGUAGGAUGUAUCGAGGUGUUUAACGUGUAGUUUAGCCAGUCAAAAGUAUGCAUGUAGAAUUUAAAGACUAUGUUUAAACUUAAAUAUUAAUUUUAAUAAUUUGAUUUGGAAAAGCAUGUUAUAAUAUAAUGUUUUCACUAUA
Messenger RNA from Arvicanthis niloticus (Nile rat), 2624 nucleotides. The record is from RefSeq and is a predicted model, not a curated record. Lineage: Eukaryota; Metazoa; Chordata; Mammalia; Rodentia; Muridae.